UGUUGCUGCGGUUUUCAGUUGCCAGCGCGAUUUUGAAUGAGUUGUACGCGCGGAAAGAUAUUUUUUCGAAAAAAAUAAUUUAGAAAUCCUCAAAAAAUAAAUAAAGUUUCGAGUUGAUUUCGAGACGUGCGUGUGCAAUAAAAAUAAAAAAAAUAAAUAAACCUAAACCAAAACCAAUAAGAAAAAAUCUUCACAAAAAGUGAAAAACUGUUUAUUGUUUUUUGGAUAAUUUUUUGUUUUAUUUUUCAAUGUGGUUUCUUGCAUUUGGAUUUGCCGCCAAAUGAAAUUUGAAAUUUAUGUGCAAUAAGCGGCGAAUGCAGGCCAACUAAGAUAACAACAACCACAAAAAAAUAACAACAAUUGUUGUAAUAACAACUACAAAUACUGCAAUCUACAUGCGGUCCUCCAACUGUACAGCACUUGGUCAGCAGCAGCAGCAACAGCAACAAGUGGAACGCACAACAACAUCAGCAGCAGCAGCAGCAGCAGCAACAUCAUCAGAGGCAGCAGCAAUAUCGUCAAGCGUAACUGUUGCAUAAACAACAACGACAGAUAUCUAGAGAGAGAAAGAGAGAUACUUUGGGGAUACAGAUACAGGUGGCGAUAUAGAUACCGAAAUCCGAUAUAUAAAUGCUGUAGAACGAUGGCAACAGCAACAGCGACAGUAACAGCAACAGCAACAGGUAGUGCCACAAGCAAUAUCGCGCGACCGAUGCGCGGUAUUUCCAUAAUCAUUGAAUCUGCAACAGCAACAUCAGAAACAGCUGCAACAACAACGACAACAACAUCAACUAUAAGCAACAGCAAUGCUGAAAUGUCGCUCAAGUCUCAGGCUGGCAUGUUGCUGGCAUUUGGGGACAGCAACAGUAACACCAAUAGCAAUACAACCAAAGAUAAUUUGGAAACUAGUUGCAACAUCGAGGAGAUGCCAAGAGCAACAUCAGUAGCAGCAGCAGCAACAACAACAGCAACUAAAAUCUAUCCCCAGUUGUUGCUACGGAUCGGUCAGCCCAAUGAUAAUGGAGAAAAUGCAACAAAAACAGAAGUAGCAACAGCAACAGCAGCAACUGCAACACCACCACCAGUAGCCACACCAGCAGCAGCAACAACUAUUAUCAGCUGCAAUGUAUUACCAGCUGACUCUGUUGAUGUUGCAGCCACGAGAGAAAUUUCCAGCAGCGACAUUGCAGUUGCAGCAUCGACGGCAGCAACAUCACCGGAUCACACGGUCAAAAUUCAAAUCGAGAGCCACAAACAAAGUCAUCCACGGAAUCUUGGCAAGCAGAUAAGUGUCGUUAAGUUGAAUGACUCCGAAGCAAUGAUCUACCAGCAACAUCAGGAGCAACAGCAACAUGAUAGUGCCGUGCAACAGCAACAUUUAUGCUUUCUGGUAUCCAGCGGACAGUAUUCGCCCUGUGAGACCCUCGAUAGUGGCACUGGCUCCGAUCUGGAGAGCGUCAAGUCCCCGGAAUCGGGCAAUCAAGUGCCCAAGUUGGAACUGCAUCUGAAGAGUACACGACUGAAGGUUAUCGAUCCAUCGGAGAAGUCGCCAUCGAGGGCAUACAGUCUCACCGAUAGCGAUGAAUUGCAGGAGUACGAGAGCAGCAGCAGUUCGUCCCUCAGUUGCGAUUCCCUGCAUUCCACCAACUCGACCAACAACAAUCAUCAGGAGAUCCCCGAUAUCCAAGAGAUUCAUGAGAUUCGCGACACAAUUGCCACCAAAAUCGAUGGAAGACCAUUGCAAUACGAGGCGGAUAGAUAUUACAAUUUCCACGUAAAUGAACACGAUAAUUUCCGUAGUUUUGGAUCAUCGAGUUCAUCGGCGAGUUCGUCGCCGGAAUAUGAGUCAUCGGGUGGCUAUCCACCGGAGGCGCCGGAGGAUGCGUUUGCGGGCUAUGGAGGAAAAGCGCCGGGAAACUCGACCAUCAGAUCGGCCAAGGGAACGGUGAGGGGCGUCAAGAAUCGUGUGCGCAAUGGAGUAGCCACCUUCUUGCAACUGCAACAGCCCAAUGUCAAGAACUAUUUGGAAAAAGAUAUGGGAAAAGUCGUUUUAUAUACAACCAGUAUGGGAAUUAUUCGAGACACUUAUGCCAAGUGUGCCAACGUCAAGCAGAUACUGCGAACUCUUUUAAUUAAAUUCGAAGAGAGAGAUGUUUUUAUGAGUGUAGAAUAUCAGCAGGAGAUGAGGGAAAGGAUGCACGACGAGACCAUAAGAGUGCCCCAGCUAUUCGUCGAGGGUCAGCAUUUGGGGGAUGCUGAUACUGUGGAGCGGUUGAAUGAAAGUGGAGAAUUGCGACAGCUGCUGAAGCCUUAUAAGUCAAUUGCCACGGCGUACACGUGCCAGACCUGCGGAGGAUAUAGACUACUGCCGUGUCCUUCCUGCAGCGGAUCGAAGAAGUCAGUGCAUCGGAACCACUUUACGACGGAGUUCGUGGCCCUCAAGUGCAUGAACUGCGACGAAGUUGGCCUCGUCAAGUGCCCCAAUUGCUGAGGGCUAGUCUACAAAAUAAAACCAGAACCAUAGUCCCUCAGUGUCUUCCACGAAAAACCCCCAACCUCACCAUAUAAUAUUUGUAUUUGUAGUGUGUGUUUAUUUUUUUUUUUUUUUAAAUAACUAUAUUGAAAUGACUUUUUUUUCGUGCGCAAUUUUUGUAGUCGCUAUUUUAACAGUUUGUGAUAUUUGAGAGCAGUUUUUGGGGCCGGAAGUUGGAAGCCCGAAAGUAGAAGUGCAACGAAAUGGAAUGGAACGGAAGUUAAGAACGUAAUAGAAGAGACACAAAAAUAAAAAUAAAAUAAACUAUAUCAUUAUGUGAAUCCAAGAGAUAUCCAAUAAAAACUAAAAGUAA
This is a messenger RNA of Drosophila ananassae, 2846 nucleotides long. Its product is annotated as glutaredoxin domain-containing cysteine-rich protein CG12206. The record is from RefSeq and is a predicted model, not a curated record. Gene Ontology annotation, biological process: sensory perception of sound. NCBI's taxonomy places the organism in Eukaryota, Metazoa, Arthropoda, Insecta, Diptera, Drosophilidae. The transcript is spliced from 5 exons. The coding region runs from base 644 to 2491 and encodes 615 amino acids.